CACGAUGCUUGCCAACAACACGCGCAACGCAUUUGUUGCCGUCUCAAAACGGCCGUACAUAUGUCAAUCAUGCUUGCGCCGGGCUAAGCAGCUCUCAUUGGCCUCAGCGCGCCUUCCCACACGAUCCCCCGCCCGAAGCCUACAAACCGCCAGCCAGCCGCCAGCCCAAGACGAUACACCUUUCCGAAAAGCACUCAAAGAUGCCGCCAAACAGCAGAAGAAGGCAUCAAAAGGUGGUAAGAAGUCUAAGAAAGCUAUCGAUCCUCGACUGGAGAAGUGGGAAUUGACGGUAGGAAUUGAGAUACACGCCGAAUUGAACACAGCACGAAAGCUCUUCUCAGGCGCUGCAACAUCUGUCAGCGAGUCGCCAAACACACACGCCUCUCUCUUUGACACUGCCUUCCCUGGCAGUCAACCUCACUUCCAGAAGGAAACCCUCCUGCCCGCUCUGCGCGCUGCCCUAGCAUUCGACUGCACAAUUCAACCAAGGAGCAGCUUCGACCGCAAGCACUACUUCUACCAGGACCAGCCCAACGGUUACCAGAUCACCCAAUACUACGAGCCAUUUGCGACCGAUGGUCACGUCACGCUGUACGCUCACGACUUCCCCGCUGGGUCUGCACCGGAAGAUUGUCCUAUCAAGAUUGGCAUCAAGCAGGUGCAGAUGGAACAGGACACAGCCAAGACAGUACAGCAGCCGCCCUCGACACAUCUACUCGAUUUCAACCGCGUCUCACAUCCUCUGAUCGAGAUCAUCACGCUUCCUCACAUUCACGACCCUCUCGUAGCCGCUGCAUGCGUCCGCAAGAUCCAGACAAUACUCAGGACCGUGAAUGCAUGCACAGCAGGUAUGGAGAUGGGUGGAUUGCGUGCCGACGUCAAUGUUUCGAUCCGCGAGCGAGGCCAGACCCUGAGCGAAGGCGGGCUGUCAUACUCUGGCGUGACCGGCCUUGGACAACGGACCGAGAUCAAGAAUUUAGCCAGCGUCAAGGCUGUAGAGGAUGCAAUCAUUGCGGAACGCGACCGCCAGAUCGAGCUUCUUGAGAGCGGUGGGUCUGUCGAGGGCGAGACCCGCGGCUGGACUGUGGGCAGCAAGACCACCAAACGUCUGCGUGGUAAAGAGGGCGAAAUUGACUAUCGGUACAUGCCCGACCCAGACAUUUCGCCAGUCUUUAUCGCUCAGGACCUUGUCAACCAUCUUCGAAAGAACUUGCCCGUGCUCCCGGACCGAAUUGUCGAUGUGCUAGUGGAGAAGUACGGGCUGUCGACCAAAGACGCCGGUACACUCUUAUCUUUCGACAACGGCGACCGUUUGGAGUACUUUUUCGAGGUCACGAACCAGCUUGCAAGGGCAAGGAACAUCAGAUCGAGCGACCCUGAAUUUUCUGCACUCGGCAAGGCGGUAGGCAACUGGGUCCUAAUGGAGCUGGGUAGUCUGUACAAAGAUGAAGAAUGGUCUGCAACGCGCGUUUCGCCCGAAGUCCUCGUUUCGAUCGUCGACCAGCUGUUGCAGAAGCGCAUCACAUCGCGGUCCGCCAAAAGGCUACUGGCCGUAAAGUUCGAGGGCGAGGAGCGCCACGUCGAGCGACUCAUCGAGGACUUCAACAUGGUCUUCAGGCCCCUGUCACCCACAGAGUACCGCGGCUUUGCCCAGACCCUGCUGGACGAGAAGCCGGACAUGGUCAGAGACAUUGUCGAGAAGGGUCAGGAAAAGAAAAUUAAGUGGUUCGUGGGACAGAUGAUGGCCAGGAGUCCGGAAGGUACUGUGGAGGCCGAUGUCGCUGAGCAGACGAUCAAGGAGCUUCUACCUAAAGCGAAGACUGCGGAGUAAACUAGAUGGUGGGUACCUAAUCAUUAAUAUUCCCAGGUUAUUGUGUUGUGACCCCUCUUUCUACCUGACAUUGCGAUGGAGCUGUUGGACCCCUGAGUUUGUUAUACAAUGGAUUACGUCUACAGCACGACCACGGAACUAGACGUGAGUGCAAAAGCGUUCAUAGGGACAGAUGGAAAGAUGUAUGAGUCUGAUUG
Messenger RNA from Macroventuria anomochaeta, 2028 nucleotides. RefSeq lists its product as uncharacterized. The record is from RefSeq and is a predicted model, not a curated record. Bases 5 to 1831 code for a protein of 608 amino acids. NCBI's taxonomy places the organism in Eukaryota, Fungi, Ascomycota, Dothideomycetes, Pleosporales, Didymellaceae. Gene Ontology annotation, biological process: glutaminyl-tRNAGln biosynthesis via transamidation; mitochondrial translation. Gene Ontology annotation, molecular function: glutaminyl-tRNA synthase (glutamine-hydrolyzing) activity. The transcript is spliced from 3 exons.